AUGCAGAACCUCUCAGAGGGUUUACUCAAAGCAGCUGAGAUGGAAGUCAAACAACAAUUGGCAUUCACUGUGAAUCAAGCAUUCACUAUGAAGAGCUUCACCGAUGCAAUCACCACCAUCAAUAAGAAUAGAGAAAACCAGAUCUUAGGCCUGCAGCAGAAGAUUGAAUGUUUACACAGACAGGUGACUACACUGAACCUGAAGGUCUCACCACAAUUGUUCACAACCUCUUCAGGAGUGUACACAUCAUCAGAGACCACUGUGCAGGAUGAGAAUCUGAGCAUGAAAUACAUCAAGUCAGAAGAUCUGCUGAAGUCAUCAAGCUUCAAUGAUGACUGA
Molecule: messenger RNA, 339 nt
Organism: Blastomyces dermatitidis ER-3
Lineage: Eukaryota; Fungi; Ascomycota; Eurotiomycetes; Onygenales; Ajellomycetaceae
Exons: 2
Coding region: 1-339 (112 amino acids)
Source: RefSeq, a predicted model, not a curated record